This is a messenger RNA of Fulvia fulva, 3360 nucleotides long. Its product is annotated as putative feruloyl esterase B-2. The coding region runs from base 1 to 3360 and encodes 1119 amino acids. The transcript has 4 exons. The record is from RefSeq and is a predicted model, not a curated record. Lineage: Eukaryota; Fungi; Ascomycota; Dothideomycetes; Mycosphaerellales; Mycosphaerellaceae.
AUGGCUACGACGAUUAGUUCGAUUAUCGAUCCUGCUCGGAAUAGCCUAUGGAUCGCACUGGACUACCAGCUUAACUUUCGCCCUGAUCCUUGGGUAGGCGACAGUGUAGCCGAUGUACACAACCGCAGUGCGAGGACAGUCUUCGAGCUACUCCGAGCCAAUGGCGGGCUAUACCUCAAGAUCGGCCAAGCGAUCGCUAUGCAGAGCGCGAUUCUGCCACCAGAGUUCCAGAAGAUGUUCGCGCGCAUGUUUGACGAUGCGCCGCAGAAUACAUGGCGUGAGGUGGAGACGGUCAUCAAGGAGGACUUUGGCAAGAGCGUAGAGGAAGUAUUUGGUAUCAGCUUCAGUGGUGAUGCGGAUAAGGGGGUAAUGGAACGGACAGCAAGAGCAAGUGCGAGUGUGGCGCAAGUACAUUGGGCACGUCUGCCAGAUGGGCGUGAGGUGGCCAUCAAGAUUCAGAAGAAAGAGAUUGCGAGACAAGUCGGGUGGGAUCUGUGGUCGUUCAGGGUUGUGAGCAAGAUAUAUUCGUGGUGGUUUGAUCUACCGCUUUACCACUUGGUGCCGUACAUCUGCGAUAGACUGAUGGCUGAGACGGACUUCCGGAAAGAGGCAGACAACUCGAGACAGAUGCGCAAGCUCAUUCAAGGCGAACCUCGUCUACGGGACAGAGUUUACAUCCCUGCAGAGUAUCCGGAGCUCAGCAGCAAGCGCGUCAUGACUGCAGAGUGGAUCGAGGGUGUUCGUCUGUGGGAUAAAGAAGGCGUCGAGAGUUCCUGGAAAGGUGGCUGGCGCAAAGGCUCACCUGGUGCAGGCGGUGCUCAGCUGCCACCACCACCACCACCUUCUGUCAAGGCUUCUAUCCGAGCGAACAACCCCGACGAUGAAAAGCUCAAACCGAAACGAGACCACUGGCGUGGUGCAUCCGGCAAAGGGGGUCUCGGCUUGAGCUUCAAGCCAGUAAUGCAAACAAUGGUCGACCUCUUCAGCGCGCAAAUGUUCCUCUGGGGCCUCGUUCACUGCGACCCACACCCUGGCAACAUCUUCAUCCGCCGUCUCCCCUCCGGCAAACCCGAACUCGUCCUGAUCGACCACGGUCUCUACAUCCAAAUGUCUCCCAAAUUCCGGCGAGAAUACGCCCUCUUCUGGCGAAGCUUGAUGACCUUCGACAACAAAACCAUGGCCAAGAUCACCGAAGAAGAAUGGGGCGUCGACGCACCGGACAUCUUCGCCAGUGCCACUCUGAUGAGACCCUACCAAGGAGGCGACAACAAAACCAUGGAAGGCAUCAAGAAACUCAGCAAAAUGGACCAAAAACAACGACAGUUCGAAAUGCAACAGCGUAUGCGCCGCGACAUUCGCGAUAUCCUUGCGAACCAGGACAAAUUCCCGCAAGAACUUAUCUUCAUUGGCCGCAACCUCCGGAUUGUGCAAGGGAACAACCAGUUCCUCGGCUCCCCCGUUAACAGGAUCAAGAUUACUGGCUACUGGGCUAGUCGAGCUUUGACGGAGGAUCGUGAGGCGAGGGCGGUUGAGAGAUGGAAAGAGUAUGGGAAGCACUGUCUGUUUAGGUUUGUGCUGUUUGCGACUGAUUUGUGGUUUUAUUGGGCGAAGUUUAGACAGGCGGUUGGAGUGGGGAAGGGGAUGGAUGAUGAUAUUGAGGAGAGUAUGAAGAAGAUGGCGGAGGGGAUUGGAGUUGAGCUCCAGCAUGGUGUUGCUGCUUGUCAAGUUUUUUCAAUGAUUCUUCGGGUUUUGUCGUUGGGCCUUGUGGCUUUAGGCCUUGUGCAAGGUCAGACUCAGACUCAAAAUUUUGUGCUAAGGGAUCCAGAGGCUGCGUGCGAGGGUAUUGCGAGAGAGUUCCAGAGAGAGAAUGUUACGGUCAACUUUAGUCGUUAUAUUGCGGCUGGGACAAACGUCAGUCUGGAUCAGAGCACGCCUGAGUUACGGUCGUGUACGCGACCAUCUCAAGUCGUGCCCGUCGACCUCUGCCGCGUGGCCAUGUACGUCUCGACAUCGAGCCGUUCUGGCAUCACCUUGGAAGCCUGGCUCCCCACGAACUGGACUGGAAGGUUCCUGAGUACUGGCAACGGCGGUCUCAACGGAUGUCUCCAGUACGAGGACGUAGCAUACGGAACUUCCUUCGGCUUCGCCACGGUCGGUGCGAAUAACGGCCACAACGGGACUCGCGGUCUGGCUUUCAAGGACAAUCCAGAUGUGAUGGAAGAUUUUGCGUGGCGGAGCUUAUACACUGAGACGGUAGUUGGCAAGGAGAUUACGAAGGCUUACUACAGCAAGCAGCAGAUCCCGGGGAAGAGCUAUUACAUAGGCUGCUCCACUGGAGGACGGCAAGGGUUCAAGAUGGUUCAGGAUUGGCCGCAGCUGUUUGAUGGGGUCCUGGUAGGCGCGCCUGCUCUGGCUUUUGAUAAUUUGACGUCUUGGUCUGGUCACUUUUUGCCAAUUACUGGUUCGAACACGUCGGAUACCUUCGUCUCUCCAGACAAGUGGGCGCUAGUUCACCAGGACAUUCUCAAACAAUGUGACGCCCUCGAUGGCGUCAAAGACGGCAUCCUCGAAGACCCAACCCUCUGCUCCUACAAGCCUGUCAGCCUCCAAUGCUCCUCAACCGCCACCAACACCUCCAACUGCCUCACCGCAAAACAAGUCGUGACUGUUCAGCGAGUGUUCGAGGAUUACUACGGUAAAAACGGCGCCCUCAUCUUCCCCCGCAUGCAACCCGGCAGCGAACUCGCCUCCUCCCACAUCGAAUACAACGGCCAACCCUUCCCCUACACCGAAGACUGGUUCCGCUACGCAAUCCUCAACGACCCCACCUGGAACGCCUCCACCCUAAACGCCAGCACGGCCGCCUACGCAGCGGCCAAAAACCCCUUCAACAUCGAAAGCUGGAACGGCGACUUAUUCCCCUUCGCCGCCCGCGGUGGCAAAAUUCUCCAUUACCAUGGCCAAAUGGAUAGCAUCAUCACUUCCGCAAACAGUCCCCGCUACUACGACCACGUGGCCGCCACCAUGUCGCAAUCCCCCUCUGAGCUCGACGAGUUCUACCGCUUCUUUAGAAUCGGGGGGAUGGAUCAUUGCACGGGCGGGUUGGGGGCGUAUGUUGUUGGGCAGGAGUUUGUGGCUGGGAGUCCGUUUCAGGAUGCGCAGCAUAAUGUGUUGAGGAGGAUUAUUGAGUGGGUCGAAGAAGGGAAGGCGCCGGAGAGUAUUACGGGGGUCAGGUUUGUGAAUGAUACGGUGGCGUUGGGGGUGGAUUUUGAGAGGAGGCAUUGUAGGUAUCCGUUGAGGAAUGAGUGUGUGGAUCCGGAUAAUUAUAAGGAUGUGGAGAGUUGGAGGUGUGUGCCGUAG